CUCCAGGUUCGCGACUAGCGGACCUGACAAGCGAUCCCCCAGCCCCGGCGUCCCGGGCGUGGGCACCCCACCCCCUCCCUCCCCUUUGGACCGACUAUUUGAACCACGCUCCCCGUUCUCGCCCGUCCCUCUGACGACUCUCUUCUUCUUCUCUUCACCCGUCGUCAUCCUUAAACAAGUCUGUCAAAGGUCAAAAUACAAUCGAGGAUAUCCUCUCACUUUACCGGACAAAACAAAAACCACACCUCCAACAAAACCCUCACCCCAUUGUCUGAUCGCGCUUACGAGUCGCGAUCACCCCGUCGUCAAGACGUUUUCCAACCUCCUCAACUCGGUCCAUCACCCGUACGCAGGAGCCCGCUGCUCUGCCUCCCCCGGAGGUUCAGCGGACUCGGUCAAGGAUCUCUAAAGACCCUUGCCUCCUACUUUAACGCGCAAAACCAAACACCCACCUGAACCCUGAACAACAUCGCCGCUUCCCCAGCGCCCUACCUCUGAACACCUCAAAAAGGCAAUCAUCAUGGCUCCCCAUGCAGAGGUCGACUCGGGCUCCGCGCACGGAGAUGGACCCUCCCCCCACCCCAACGGCAACGGCGCUGCUGCCACCACCGCCACGACUACUACUAACCAGCAGCACCGCGAGCUCUUCACCGUCAACUCCCCCAACGUCGUCUACACCGACGCCGAGAUCCUGUCAAAGUACACCUACCGCACCACAAAGGUUGCCCGCGACGCCGCCGGCAAGUACGUCGCCACCCCGACCGAGACCGUCUACGAGUUCAAGACGGACCGCAACGUGCCCCGUGUCGGCAUGAUGCUCGUCGGUUGGGGCGGCAACAACGGCACCACCGUCACCGCCGGCAUCCUCGCCAACCGCCGCGGCCUCGCCUGGGACACGCGUGAGGGGCCUCGCGCCGCAAACUACUACGGCUCCGUCAUCAUGGGCUCUACCGUCAAGCUUGGCACCGACGCCGACACGGCGCGCGAUGUCAACAUCCCCUUCCACGACCUCGUGCCCAUGGUCCACCCGGACGACCUCGCCAUCGGCGGCUGGGACAUCAGCGGCAUGAGUCUCGCCGACGCCAUGGACCGCGCCCAGGUGCUCGAGCCGACCCUCAAGGCCCAGUUGAGGAAGGAGAUGGCCGACAUGGUGCCGCUGCCGAGCAUUUACUACCCGGACUUCAUCGCCGCCAACCAGGAGGACCGGGCCGACAACCUGAUCCCCGGCAGCAAGGCCUGCACGGCCCACGUCGAGCAGAUCCGCAAGGACAUCCGCGACUUCAAGGAGGCCAACGGGCUCGACAAGGUCAUCGUCCAAUGGACCGCCAACACGGAGCGCUACGCCGACAUCAUCCCAGGCGUCAACGACACUGCCGACAACCUGCUUCGGGCCAUUGACGAGGGCCACGAGGAGGUCUCGCCCUCGACUGUCUUCUCCGUCGCUUGCACGCUCGAGGGCGUGCCCUUCAUCAACGGGUCGCCACAGAACACCUUCGUGCCCGGUGCGAUCGAGCUGGCCGAGCGGCACGGGGCCUUCAUUGGCGGCGACGACUUCAAGUCGGGCCAGACCAAGAUGAAGUCGGCGCUCGUCGACUUCCUCAUCAACGCGGGCAUCAAGCUGACGUCCAUCGCAAGCUACAACCACUUGGGCAACAACGACGGCAAGAACCUUAGCUCGCACAAGCAGUUCCGAUCCAAGGAGAUCUCCAAGUCCAACGUCGUCGACGACAUGGUCGAAGCCAACUCGGUGCUGUACAAGGAGGGCGAGCACCCGGACCACACCGUCGUCAUCAAGUACAUGCCGGCCGUGGGCGACAACAAGCGGGCGCUUGACGAGUACUACGCCGAGAUCUUCAUGGGUGGUCACCAGACCAUCUCGCUGUUUAACGUGUGCGAGGACUCACUGCUGGCGUCGCCGCUCAUCAUCGACCUCGUUCUCGUGGCUGAGAUGAUGACACGCAUCCAGUGGAGGGCGACGUCGGGGUCGGGGUCCGCGUCGACAAACGACUUCAAGGGCUUCCAUAGCGUGCUGAGUAUCCUGAGCUACAUGCUCAAGGCGCCGCUGACACCGCCCGGGACGCCCGUCGUCAACGCGCUGAGCAAGCAGCGCGCCGCGUUGACCAAUAUCUUCCGCGCGUGCGUUGGCCUCGAGCCCGAGUCGGAGAUGACGCUCGAGCAUAAGCUCUUCUGAUCUUUGGAUCCUCCGAGAAGCCAGCCCGCCAGGGGGGACGGGGGAUGGGGAUGCCUGGCCUCUGAGCUCCGGGGGACGAUUGCCUCGGUGAGCUUUUGAGACGGGCCACCCUCCAAGGUCCCUGGCACCCGUGGAGACGGAUUGGCGACUCCGAGCUCUGUUUCGUUCUCUUGCCCAUGCCAAUGGGCUUUUCUUUGGAUUUUUGGAAUUCGAAUUUUGGAGGCGGAACACGCCCCAGCCGAUCGCUACAAGGUUUGUCCUAUAGUUAGAAAGAGAAAAUACAACAACACCGCCCGUCUUUACCGCAC
Molecule: messenger RNA, 2499 nt
Organism: Colletotrichum destructivum
Lineage: Eukaryota; Fungi; Ascomycota; Sordariomycetes; Glomerellales; Glomerellaceae
Product: Putative myo-inositol-1-phosphate synthase, NAD(P)-binding domain superfamily
Exons: 3
Coding region: 521-2191 (556 amino acids)
Biological process (GO): inositol biosynthetic process; phospholipid biosynthetic process
Cellular component (GO): cytoplasm
Molecular function (GO): inositol-3-phosphate synthase activity
Source: RefSeq, a predicted model, not a curated record